Neurospora tetraspora is the source of this 887-nucleotide messenger RNA. RefSeq lists its product as uncharacterized. NCBI's taxonomy places the organism in Eukaryota, Fungi, Ascomycota, Sordariomycetes, Sordariales, Sordariaceae. The record is from RefSeq and is a predicted model, not a curated record. The transcript is spliced from 3 exons. Bases 80 to 796 code for a protein of 238 amino acids.
GAAGAUUCAAGUUGUCCGCACAACCUUCGGCCGAGAAGGCAUCAUCACCAAGAGCAAAACCCUCCCUGAAAACAUCCAGAUGCCUGAUAUCCAGAACGAAGAGAGCAAGAGCAACCCGGCCGAUAUCAAAAGCGAAGAGUGCAGGGACGACCUGCCCGCGCUGCCCGCCUUGCCCGCGCCGCCCAACAUGUCCACACCCUACCUCUUCCUCGGCCAAGUCAUCGACGCGAAUGACGACAAGGACAAGGACAACAUGAACGACUCUGAGUGGAAUGACAGCCUCUCACCCAAGCAGCGUCUUCGCUUUUGUUUGAAGAAGCUACUGGAGUGUAACGUCCCUGAAGCUCUAUCCAUCACCGCUCAGCACAAGACCAUCCUGCGCCCCAUUUUGCUCAAGACCUACUGGGUCAAGGGCGAGAUCACCGGCUUCAGACUCAGAAACGGCGAGCUCACCGGCUUCAAAUUUGCAAAGGGCGAACUGACCAGCUCCAAACUCGUGUGGGAAGAGCGUCCGAGGCACUAUACGGCAGUUGGUCGUUAUAUUUUCACUCCGAAAGAGAAUGGGGAGAAGACUUGCACCGAGUGUAUGAACCCGGAGGGAUAUGGUCCGUUUGCGGAGUGUGUCGCUGGCGGUCGGGCCGGUGUGCAUCAGGGUGCGUGCUUGAACUGUUAUUAUAAGGGCGAAGAGGAGGGCUGUUCCCUCCGUAUCGAUAUGUUUCCUUCCCAUUUGAUUUUACCUGCAACACAUAUUCAUGACACGGUAACUAAGAACAUGAUUUACUACCCCAGGUUUUGAAGGUGAUCAGAAGAAAGCACAGUAUCCCGGUAGUCGUGUCCCGUUUUCAGACGAAACCAUUCACGACAUUCCGACAGAGGUGUUAGUGAAG